Molecule: messenger RNA, 2817 nt
Organism: Laetiporus sulphureus 93-53
Lineage: Eukaryota; Fungi; Basidiomycota; Agaricomycetes; Polyporales; Laetiporaceae
Exons: 16
Coding region: 1-2817 (938 amino acids)
Source: RefSeq, a predicted model, not a curated record
AUGGCAUCCACAGCACGUAGUGGCGUUUCCGCAAAGUUCUACCAAGAAGAUAUUGUGAAGCGCAAGGACGAUCCGACUUUAUAUGGAGUCGUUUUGCGAUGUUGGCAUGAUGCCGAAGACAUCCCUCCCGCAGCGGAGACCGUAGACCCGCUGAUGCGACCAUUGCUCCAGGGCGAAGUGGGCGUCUCAUAUUUUCCCCGUCCGACUCGUGAAAUCCUACUCGAAUCCGAACUUGACCUAGUAGACCGCAUGUUCCAACCUGGAGAUCCUUUAAAGCGCAGUGUGGAUGAUGUGGUAUCUGGGAUGGUCACUGGACUGGAUGUGAAGGGUCGUCUCGAGCAUGCUAUCAGCGGAGAGCCGAUACCAGGGUGGAAGAGUACGGAUGAGGUCGAUCCCGCUGUGGAAGUAGAUCUCGGGGAUUACGUCGUCUACGAUGACUGGGUCGGACAGGUUGUCGAGAUGUUCGACGAGGCGAUCGUUGAUGUGGGGAAUGGCCAUUUGGUUCGCGUGCCUGAGUUGAGUGCUCGUCUCGUCGUUGGCGAAAAGGGAUCGGACAUUCUCCCUCAGCCCAUGUCCGGCGUUCAGUCCAUCUUCGGCUUCUUCCUAGGUAACCCAAGGCCAAGCAGUCAGGACACGGUGGUCAGCGUGAAGCGCACAGUGCUAGCUAUCGCUUGGCUCGCCAUUAACCAAUCCCUGGACCCUGUGGAAGCGACUACACGCUUGCGCCCAUCUCGAUUCUGGCAUGGUCCUGAUCUAGCCAAGCUCAUUUUAGUGCGUCGUAGGGCAGAAGAAGCCCUGCGAGUGGGCGAUCGCGUGAUGCUUAAGAACCCGGUUGGCGUUCCGCAUACGCACCACGGCAAAGAAGACAAUCUUCAUCCUGUGCUCGACGUCUACACCUGUUUUGUCCGGGAAACUCAGACUAUGGUGAACGUGCUGUGGCAAGAUGGGACUCGUGAAACCUUGAAGGCAACGGAGGCGAUUCCUUACCUCAAUCCGGAUGAAUACGACUGCUGGCCUGGAGAUCACGUCAUAUGGAAGACUGAAGACCAGAAACGCGCGGCGAUUGUACAAUCUGUAAACGCCGUCGAGCGAACAGCUCUGAUUCGCUGCAUGGACACUCAAAGCAUUGAACUUGCUUCUCUGCUCGAGCUCGACCCUCACGGAACUGCAGACUGGUCCUCAGUAUCGCCCACGGCCGGGUUAGGUGUGCAUCGUGGCGACCUUGUCUUCAUCCACAAUGAGGGCACGACGAAUGGUGCAGAGUAUCCCAUGGUCCCAAGAAUUGGGGAGGUAGAAGAAUGGGUCCGUGAGCUGCCGAUGGUGAAUCCAAAUGGUCAAUUAGGUGGCUGGCGCCGCGACAUGGCAGAUAUAGGGGCUCGCAUCGCGGAACGACGGGGCAAGGAUCCGAGCAUCGAGGAAGGACAUAUCCAGCGGCCUAAGAAGGAUGAUCAUCGGCUCAACUGGUUCGGAGAGAUCAUAGACUUAAGGCUAGAUGGCAAUGUCGAGGUAUUCCUCCCGGAUUCCACGACAACGGUGCUCCCUCUGAGUCGUCUGACGAAACUGUAUGAUGGGCUAGAGCAGAUCGAAGACCUAUGGGGCGAUGUAUCUGAGGGCGAAGAAGGAAGCGAAAUGAACGGUGAGAAGGAGGUUGAGGAGUGGGCAAUGGAUGAAAGUGGUAACUGGGUGGAGAGCACUGGCGAAGAUGCUGAGGAAUGGGAGUCUGCCGAAGAAAAUGAGAUGGAGGUCGAGGAAGAUCGGUGGUCGUCGUCGAGUCCGACCGUACAUCCAUUGCAUCAUGCCGAGCCGUCUGCGCUUGUCGAUUCAGCAAUCGAGAUUGCUGAGAAUUCAACACCCCAGCCGUUAUCUCCUCCAUCUGCGGCACGGCCACUAUCUCCAGACGUGCCGCAGGAUGCCAUAGAAGAGGUUGAAAUGGACGGAACAGAAGCGAGCGAAAACGAGACUCCUUGGAAGCGGUUUGAGAUUCUACCAUCAGCCCCGGCGGACCAUGCAUUCUACUCCAGUUCACCAGCGCAUACAUCGCGAAACUUCUUAGCAAGACUAAACCGAGAGUACAAGGCGCUGCAGAGCAGUUUACCUGAUUCUAUACUUGUCCGAGCAUACGAAAAUCGCACAGAUCUCCUGCGGAGUCUUAUUAUUGGUCCAGAAAACACGCCGUAUCAGGAUGCUCCGUUCGUGAUUGACUGGCAGCUUGACUCCAACUUCCCGCAGAGCCCACCUAUUGCGCAUUUCCUCAGUUGGACUAAUGGCAACGGCAGAGUAAAUCCGAAUUUGUACGAGGAGGGUAAGGUCUGCCUGUCCAUAUUGGGUACGUGGGCAGGAGACAAGAAUGAGACAUGGAAUGCGUCGCGUUCUUCUCUGCUACAAGCUUUCGUGUCUAUACAGGGCCUAGUCCUCGUGAAAGAGCCCUGGUUCUGCGAGCCUGCGUACGAGAAACUCAGAGGUACGGAAGAAGGAAUACUCAACCACGUUUUCUCCUCCCAUAGUCGGCUGUAUAGCGAGAAGGCGUACGUCCUUUCGCGUGGCUUCGUGCGUCGGGCACUGGAGAUCGCCCUCGGUGGGCUGGAGGCGGAAAUGCGGUGGUUCUACUACACAAACGGAAAGCUCGCGAAGGUGCUUAACGACGCUCGCGCUCUAAUCGAGAAAAGCAAGUCAUCGAAAGAUAGUGGAAAUUCAGCAGAGGAUCGAGAGCUCGCAGUUCCAAGACUGACCGAAGGCGGCAUCAUCGCGCUGGAACGGACGCUUGCAAAAUUACAGGCGUUCUUAGACGCGUACGACCAUCAGUGUAAGCAAUCCUAA